UGUGUGUGUACUAGGGCGGGCCUUUUGUGUGUCGCUGCUACAGGGAUACCAAGAUGGAAAUUCAGGGGCUAUCUGAUGCCCAAAACAUCCACUCUCAACAUGGCGCCCUACAUGGACCCACUUCGUCCCCUCUGCGCUCGGCGGCAGGACCGAGAGCUCAGCCGGAUCAGAGUGAACCACACAGAGACAACAACAACAACACCAGGCCGAGGACGUCUGCGUUUCGCCUGCUGGCGGAAAAUGGCAGCGGGACGGGGUUUGAGCCUGCUAGCAAACCGCAGCCGGCGAACAGGGCGCACGUACCGGGUCCCAAACAAAGUACCGGACUUCAUAACGUGAACACGGAGAAAGAAAACGAGCUCAACGCCCUACUCGGCUCCCACGAGUCCGUCCGAAGUGCCUGGAGACUCGGUGUGGAGAGUGUGGACUGCGGAAUGCAAAUGGCGCUGCCUCUGUUUGAAGGGGAAGAGGAACCGGAGCAGCAGCGGCAGCUAGCGUUACCAUUUCCAGGUUUACGGCAGCAGCAGCAGCAGCAGCAGCAGCGUGAGGACGGCGCCUUCAAGCAGCCUCCACUGGGCAGCCGAGUCUCCGCGGCGCCGGGGAGCUUCGGCGGGCCGAGCAGGGCGGACAGAACCACCCCGGAGCUAUAUGUGGUUGUUAACGUGCUUCAAGAGGACGGCGAGCAGGGCAAACCCAGGGCGGAUGUACCAUGUAUGGACGGCGGUAAAGUGAAGGGUAAGAAGCAGGAGUGGUGCAAAGCGCGUCCCUUCAUGGAGGUGGGGAACGGGAGCAACCUUCUUGUCUGUGAGCCCAGCGACAGCCUGAACUGUGUGGACAUACAGGCCGGCAACAAGACGGAGCAUGUUUUCAACGUGCUGAACAGUAACUGUGCCGCUGUGUGCGCCAAACAGACUGCGUUUCACCGCACCGUCGAGGACGUAGUUCUGACAAACAAAUAUGGCGAUAAGCUAUGUGGUCAGAUUUGCACAGAAAACGAUGGAGGUAAACUGGCGCUUUCUCCGCAGUCCCGUGUCGACGAGAGCAGUGCCUUGAUCUCCGGGAGCUCGGGCAUCGCGGAAGCCAUGGACUUUAUUUCGGACUCAUCGGGGCUGCAGGGCGAUGCCGAUCCCGUCACGGCCUCCUCGAGUCCGCCUGCCAGCGAAACCUUUUCCGGAACUAUUAUGAUAAACAACCAAAGCAUCGUAGUGACCAUAGAAAACGGGAUCCUGACUCUGGCGGCCCCACCGGAGGGCCAUGUGCACAAAGAGGAUGACAUGGUGAGCUUGAAGGAGCAUCUGGGCAUGAAAGACCAUGAGGAUAUUGUUCUUCUCAACUAUGAAAGUGGCACUAAAUCCAUCGGGAAGAUCAGCACAUUAGCAGUAUCCAGCAGCAGUCAGCAGGAAGAGCCCCGAGCUGGUCUGUCGGUGAGUGACUCUGAGCUGGCUCUGGCGGAUGACUGCUCACUAUCAGAGCUGGGCACCUCUCUGGACUCCUGUGCCAUCAUCAAGCAAGAGCCAGGGGUCCUGUGUGCAGUGACAGAGGCUGACCUGGUCACCCCAGCCCCCAGAUUAACAGUGGCAGGCUGUGACAGCGAGGACUUCCAGUCUGUGCCACCAGUCCGGUCUAAGAAAGAGACUGUGGCAUCUUUCUGCUGCCCAGAGCCGGGAUGCUCCAGCACACUUGACACACGUCAGAAACUCAAGGUUCACCUCCUGAACCACGCAGAGGAUCCUCGGCCCCACCAGUGCAUUGUAGAGGGCUGCGGCUGGGCGUUUGCUACCUCUUACAAGCUCAAGCGACAUCUCCAGUCCCAUGACAAGCAGCGGCCACAUACCUGCCAGUUUGAAGGCUGUGGGCGGCGUUUCACCACCGUGUACAACCUCAAGGCUCACGUCAAAGUCCACGAGCAUGACAAUUCCUUCAUCUGUGAGAUCUGCAGUGAGAGGUUUCGCAGCGCUGCACGACUCACCAAUCACCAGAGGGUCCACUUUGAGCCGCAGAGGCCGCACAAGUGUGAAUUCCCAGGCUGUGAGAAAACGUUCAUCACCUUCAGUGCCCUCUUCUCCCAUAAUCGCACUCACUUCAGAGAAACAGGCCACUUCACCUGCAGCUACCCAGGCUGCGAUAAGACGUACGACAAGGCCUGUCGCCUCAAGAUCCACAUGAGGAGUCACACGGGUGAGAGGCCGUUUGUCUGCGACUCUGAGGGCUGUGCCUGGUCUUUCACCAGCAUGUCCAAGUUGCUGCGACACAAACGGAAACAUGAUGAUGACCGUCGCUUUGUCUGUACGGAGGAGGGCUGUGGCAAGUCCUUUACCCGGGCGGAGCACCUCAAGGGUCACAGUAUCACACAUCUGGGCACCAAGCCCUUCCACUGCCAUGCAGAAGGCUGUAAUGCAAAGUUCUCAGCACGCAGCAGCCUGUACAUCCACUCCAAGAAGCAUAAGCAAGACAGCAGCACCCUGAGGACCCGCUGUCCUGUGGCCAACUGCUCCAAGCACUUCUCCUCCCGCAGCAGUCUUAAGAGCCACAUGCUCAAACACCACCACCUCAGCCCCGAUGCUGUGGGAACAAUGCUUACACUCUUUCCCCUCUCCUCCAUGCCAGAUGUUUUGAACCAAAUGGAGACCACGCCCACCUUGACCCCCAGUAGCGAGCUCAUCAGCUCCACCUCAACAACAGUUGCUGGGCCUGGUAUUGCCGGGGGCGACCAGUUGACCCACUUGGACCUCAGCUCUCUUUUCUCCGCCGUGCCCGGAGGCACUGCACCCACCACUGGUAUUGGACUGGGAAUUCCUGUCGGCAGUAGCGGCUCGAACGGCACCUUCACAAUGGACCUCUCGCUGGUCAGCUCAGGCAUCCUGACCAUUGACCCCUCCUCAGUUGGGGCCACUCUUUGUACCAGCUCUAGCACUGCCAUGGCCAAGACUGUGGAACCUCUUAUUUUAACAGCCAGUGCUGACAUGGCCCCCCACCAUAGUCUGGAGGGAACAGUUUGCGAUGUCCUGCCCCCACAGGGCACCCUAAACCUAGAUGAUGUGCAGACGGUUACCCCAGAGGCCCUGGGAACCCUCACAGCUCUCACCAUGCAGGGUGCUGGAUCCUCUUUGGACCCCACUCUGCACCACCCACUCAGCUCCUCCAGUGCCCUGAGCGUGGAGGCCACAGCUGCCCUGGCCGUGGCUCCUGUGGCAGAGCUGCUGACCUCACCCUCUACGGUGGUUGAGGUUGGUGGUCAGGGGGGAGCGGGACCACUGCUGGGCUGUGUGGAGGUGUUGGGGCCUCCAGAAGGAGGAAAAGUCCUCACCCAGUUUGUUUUCCCUACUCACAGCAGCAACUUCAGCCCUCAGAAAGACCCAGAACUCAACGCUGUGUCACCAAGCAGCUUCCUUGAGAGUGGAGGUUCAGCCAGGACUGACUACAGAGCCAUCCAGCUGGCCAAGAAGAAGAAGAAACAAAGAGGCCCAUCAGCCUCCUCUGGCACUUCAGGAUUGUGUCAAAGAAAAACCAAAGGAGCAAAGGCAGCUAUUGCUCCUGGAUCCCUGGCUCCCUCUGGUGCUCGUUACGGUGAGGGAGCUGCAGCAGCCAAUGGGGGCCUGACUCUGCGAGACCCGGUCACAGGGGCUCAGUAUGUCCAGAUUCAGCUGCUGCAGGAUGACCCAGCCAGUGAUGGAGAUCUGGCCUUUCAGCUAAGCUCUCAGCCCUCCAGCUCCCACUCUCAGCUCACUGUCGACCUGCCUGUCAACAUUUUACAGGAACCUUCAGUGAUGGCCGAGGAUGACAACGGCUCCGACAACUCCCAGUUCACAGGAAGCACAAUCAACCUGCAGGACCUGGAGUGAGCAGUAGAGCUGCCGGUCAGAGUUCUCUCUGGCUCCUCAUCACUGUCCACAGUUUACGUCAACACACCUGAGAUAUUUGUCUCCAUCAAACAGUUGGCCCUAGUUUUGCCAGGACUUUAAAAGCCUUUUUGGACAUGGUCGAUAUGGUUGAGGGAGGGGGUGGACAUGAUGUCACAGAUAAUGCACCUUGAGAAGAGAAUUUGAGGACUCUUUGUUCAGAAGUUUAUUAUUAUAGUGUUUGUAUAAGUCCAGUUUUGUACCAAAAUCGGGCCUGAGAGCACUGACAUGUCAGUGGCUCCUACUGCUCUGUCCUGUGGUCGUUCGCAGCAUCGGUGUCUAUUCCAUGGUGCCACAUUGCCACUCAUGCACACUCAGUGUGCCGUCUACGCUCCAGUUGCCUUACAGACGCCUCACGCCGUGCACACCUCCACCGGAAGGUUACCUGCUUUAUUUGGUGCCAUUUCAAUCUCUCAAGUUUUGUUAGAUUUAUUUUUCUAUGUUGGUAGUAGGUUCAUGUUGAAAACAUGCCUGAUCAUGUGUCUAUUUACAUAAUAUAAUAAGUUGCUACCUUUCUGUAAUAAUCUCAUCUGUUUGUUUAUUUAUUAUUUAGCUGUGGGUUUACAGAAUGGCUGAGCCAAACACAGAUGGAUUAAACAAUUAAAGCACAA
Hippoglossus stenolepis (Pacific halibut) is the source of this 4510-nucleotide messenger RNA. Its product is annotated as zinc finger protein ZXDC. Gene Ontology annotation, biological process: regulation of transcription by RNA polymerase II. The record is from RefSeq and is a predicted model, not a curated record. Gene Ontology annotation, cellular component: nucleus. Bases 54 to 3842 code for a protein of 1262 amino acids. The transcript has 10 exons. Gene Ontology annotation, molecular function: transcription coregulator activity. Lineage: Eukaryota; Metazoa; Chordata; Actinopteri; Pleuronectiformes; Pleuronectidae.